Messenger RNA from Cornus florida, 1011 nucleotides. Its product is annotated as mitochondrial import inner membrane translocase subunit TIM17-2-like. NCBI's taxonomy places the organism in Eukaryota, Viridiplantae, Streptophyta, Magnoliopsida, Cornales, Cornaceae. The record is from RefSeq and is a predicted model, not a curated record. Gene Ontology annotation, cellular component: TIM23 mitochondrial import inner membrane translocase complex; mitochondrial inner membrane. The coding region runs from base 139 to 792 and encodes 217 amino acids. Gene Ontology annotation, biological process: protein import into mitochondrial matrix. Gene Ontology annotation, molecular function: transmembrane protein transporter activity. The transcript has 2 exons.
UUUUUUUGUAAAUUCACCACUCGACCCCUUGUCCAAGGUGAAACAAACCUAAAACCUUUCGACUCAGUAUCAAAAACCCCCAAAACCCUUCCCCUUCUCCUCUCCUCUCCUAUUCUCUGUCUCUCUCUGAAACCGAUCAUGGGCACUCCGGAGACAUCUCGGGAACCGUGCCCCGACCGCAUCCUAGACGACAUGGGCGGCGCGUUUGGCAUGGGUGCGGUCGGCGGAUCGGCCUUCCAUUUCAUCAAAGGUCUCUAUCACUCCCCUAAAGGCGAGGGGUGGAUAGGCGGUUCGCAAGCCGUGCGUAUGAACGCGCCGCGGGUCGGCGGAAGCUUCGCCGUGUGGGGUGGACUCUUCUCCACCUUCGACUGCACCAUGGUCUACAUCCGCCAGAAGGAGGACCCCUGGAACUCCAUCAUCUCCGGCGCCGCCACUGGCGGCUUUCUCCAGAUGCGCCAGGGCUUCCGCGUCGCCUCCCGCUCCGCCGCCUUUGGCGGUGUCCUCCUCGCCCUCAUCGAAGGUGCCGGAAUCAUGAUCAACAAGUUCGUUGCUGCGCAGCAACAAAUGCCGAUCAUGAUUGAGGAACAGAUGCCGAACGCGGCCGGUGGACCCGGGUUUCAGUUGCCGAAUCAGGCCCCACAGCCUGAACCGUCAACUUCGUCUUCAUCGUCGUCGUGGUUCGGAGGGUUUUUUGGUGGCAAGAAGGAAGAGUCAAGUGCGAGCAGCGGAGUCAAGACGGAGGUUCUGGAGAGCUUUGAUACACCGAUGCCACCGACUUUCGAGUUCAAGUGAAUUUAGCUAUGUUUUGUAGUGAAGACGAAAUUCUGUUGGCUAAGGUGAAUGAAUGAUGCCAGUGACUUUGUGGGAAAACAUGACGUAAUUAUUUCCUGUCCUUGUUGAUGUUCAAUUACCCUCUUUUGUUAUCCACACUUAACUAUGAUUUUUGUUAUUUUUAUGAUAUAAAGGUUAUUACAAGUGUUAUAUGCUAAAGUGUACUCAUUCUUUGGAUUA